CAUCAAUGUUCAUGCAGCCCUAGUGAAAAAUUUAUCCUGUCCUAGUAAAAAUCAAUUAAAUUCUAGUGCAAGACCUGAAGUAAAUAGGCAAUAUUAGUUGCAGCUGCAAGUAACAAUAAAGCAGCGCCUAAACUGAUAGUAGAUCACCAGUAGCAGGCCCUGUCAGAUGAGUGUAAAGUGUGUGUAGUCCGGAAAUAUAUAAUAUAUAUACACACAUACGGGCUGCCCUACGCACACAGUGAUAAGUCAGUAUUUACUGACGAAACAGCGCGUCGAACACCACGUAGUAUCCAAUAAAGUCAUCACCUGUUCAAGAGGCAACAUCCAGCAACCAACAUGGAGGGCAACAAAGACGAAGCACAGCGCUGCAUCGACCUCGCAGUGCAAUCCCUGGCCGAGGGCAAAACCGACAAGGCAGAAAAGUUUCUACUCAAGGCAGAGAAACUCUAUCCCACGGAGAAUGCAAAGAAGCUAUUGGCUAGGGUGAAGAGCACACCUGGCAGCGGCAGCAAUGGCAAAUCUCGACCAGCGGCUGCCGCCGAUGAGAAGGACAGUGGACCCAGAAAGCGCACCAAUUCGGAUUCGCGUAACACCGCUCCCGACUACUCCAACGAUCAGCUAGAGGCUGUGCGCAAGAUCAAAAAAUGCAAAGACUACUACGAGGUAUUGGCCGUCAGUAAGACCGCCACGGAUUCGGAGAUCAAGAAGGCCUAUAAAAAGUUGGCCCUACAAUUGCAUCCCGACAAGAACAAGGCUCCUGGCGCCGUGGAGGCCUUCAAGGCACUCGGCAAUGCUGCUGGCGUCCUGACCGAUGCGGAGAAACGCAAGAAUUAUGAUCUUUAUGGCAUCAACGAGACAGGCAGUGGACAUAGUCAUAAUAAUGGAGGCGGAAACCAUGGACAUGGACAGUACUACAAUGAAUAUGGAUACUCGCGCGGCUUCCAGGCCGACAUCAGUGCCGAGGAGCUGUUCAAUAUGUUCUUCAAUGGCGGUUUCCCCCAACAGAAUGUGUACAUGCGCCAGCAACGUCGUCAAAGGCAGCAACGUGAGGAUCGAGAGGGAAAUAAUUCAUCGGCUUUGAUUAAUUUGUUGCCCAUCUUGCUGCUCAUUGGCCUGUCCAUGAUGUCGUCCUUCUUUAUCUCUGAUCCUAUGUACAGCUUGACGCCCUCGCAUAAAUACUCGGUGAAGCGUGAGACGAACGGCCUAAAGGUUCCUUACUAUGUCAAGGAGAAUUUCUAUUCAGAGUAUCAGGGCUCAGUGGCACGACUGGAGGAGUCCGUUGAGGAGGACUUUGUCAAUCAUCUCAAGCACUCUUGCAGUCGUGAACGCAAUUAUCGUGACUCUAUGUUGGCCAAGGCGCGUACGUUUGGCGAUCGGGACCUGUAUCGCAAGGCGCAGAAUAUCAAUACGCCUUCGUGCGAGAAUCUGCAAAAAGCUUUUACAUGGCUUGAAGGUAAAAACUGGAAGAGUUCAUGGUAGAAGAUGUUGUCCUCCAGCAGUUGAAUAUAUAAAUUAUAGUGCAAUACCAUUUAGCCACCUCCACCCCCCUCUGCGGCAUGUUUGAAAGCAAAGCAAAGCGAAGCGAAGCGAACGCAACUGCCAUUAAGUCACAUCACGUAUCUACGAGUACGAGUAUCUAUAAGUGGGAGGCUGAAAUCCAUGGAUAUGUGUGCUUUUUUCAUUAUUUAGAUUUCGGAUAUUUAGACAUAAUGCAAAUGAUACAUACAAUACAUGCAAAAAAGAACAUAUUGGAUAGACAAAUUGUAAACUGGUUUUUUCUUAAGGACACGCAUCCUAUCGAUCGUCGUUCAUUGGGUUCAGUGUUGUGGGAUACUCUGAAUAAAAUGUCAACUAAAUCAUUA
Molecule: messenger RNA, 1862 nt
Organism: Drosophila guanche
Lineage: Eukaryota; Metazoa; Arthropoda; Insecta; Diptera; Drosophilidae
Product: dnaJ homolog subfamily B member 12
Exons: 7
Coding region: 337-1479 (380 amino acids)
Biological process (GO): cellular response to misfolded protein
Cellular component (GO): endoplasmic reticulum membrane
Molecular function (GO): Hsp70 protein binding
Source: RefSeq, a predicted model, not a curated record